GGUGUUGGAUUCAUAGGUCGACAUAUGAUAGAUUAUCUUGUUCAAAAUGAAUUAGCCAACAAGAUCAUAGCCGUUGAUAAGGUUAUACCAGAAAUGGCUUGGUUGUGUCCCAGGCACAGAAAGUCCUUUGAAAAUGUUGAAUUCAUGCAAGCUGAUCUUAUAAAAAUUCAAUCAGUCUCAAACGUUUUUGAAUGUUACAAGGAGGUAGAUUUCGAUUAUGUCAUCAACUGCGCCGGCGAAACAAAACCAAAUCAAUCACUGAAAGUAGUUUAUGAAGACGGCAUAUACACGUUAAGUAUGAACUGCGCUAAAGAAUCCGCUAAACGCAACAUCAAACGUUAUAUCGAGUUGUCAACUGCUCAACUUAUUUCUUACGAAAAAUCACUUGCAGAUGCCUGCACAUCUGAUUACGUUGACCCAUCGACUCAAGUCAUUCUCCAGAAAUAUAAAGUGGAGAAAGAACUGCCUGCAAUAAGUGGAUUGAAGCACGUCAUUAUCAGGAGUGCAGUUGUUUACGGGGAUGGUGAUCUACAUGGCCUCAUGCCAUUCUUGAUUUUGGCUGGUGUCAGCAAACAGCUUAAAGCAAGCAUGCAGAUGCUAUGGACGCGGGACUACAAAUACAGCACGGUGCACGUUGAAGACCUUGUACAUGCAAUAUACCACCUCUGUAUCAAUGACACUGACAAAAAUAUUUACUAUUUGGCUGAUAAAUCUAACACUACCCAAGGUUUAAUCUCAGAUGCAAUAAGUAGCAUGUUUGGCAUAGAGUGCAGUUAUCUUGGAACCAUUACAAGCAAUAUUGCCAAGUUAAACAUAGAAGAAGUUGUCGGUGAGCUAACAGAGAAACACUUGCCACCGUGGACCAGUGCAUGCAUAAAAGAUGGCAUAUACAGCACUCCAUUGUUCCCUCACGUUAAUGAAGAGUUGUUUGGUAACAAGCAAUGCAACAUUGAUGGAUCGUUGAUCGAGCAAACUGGCUUCACUUACAAGCGACCGUACAUUGACAAGCAAGCCAUUCAAAAACUGCUCGAUUACUACAUUGAUAUGCAUCUUUACCCACCGUCGCUGCUGUCUUAA
Molecule: messenger RNA, 1077 nt
Organism: Helobdella robusta
Lineage: Eukaryota; Metazoa; Annelida; Clitellata; Rhynchobdellida; Glossiphoniidae
Exons: 10
Source: RefSeq, a predicted model, not a curated record